AGCGCUCCAAAAAAAAAGAAUAACAUUUAACUCCGGGUAAGUGCCUCCCCUGGGGCUGUAUUGUAAUAAGAUAGUCCAAAAUAGUUCGUGGAAUACAUCUCGAUGUAUUGAAUCGCAUUGCGAAAACAAGCUACUUCUUCGCAUUGCGCGUCAUGCGAGAGUAUUCAAACCGGACUCGGUGUACUGCCUUUUCUGUUACAUUAGUAAUAACAGCAGCAUUGACUGGAGACAGCAGGAGUGCAAGACAACGCUUGUAUGAGUGCAGCGCCAACGGAGGAAUAUUUGAGUUUUUAUUUACUCUACGGCUUGUUGUUCAUUUUUUCUGAUUUAUGGUUACUUGUACAGUCACGUGUGAAGAUUUCUUGAAGCUGAACGUACACCAACUUCUUCUCACGUGGUGGCUCUUGUUUUCCUGGAGGAAAUAAACCUGCGUUUUGACAUCUCUGGACUGGAUUCCUUCCCCUCCUGAGACAGACGGACAACAACCACACGUUUUCACCCUCGGGGAUGAAUUAUGCAACGGAUGUAAGAAGGGCCGCCACGUUCUGAAGUCCAAAGUGGUUUUAAGUCAUGAUGCAGGAGUCGGCCACAGAGACAAUAAGCAACAGUUCAAUGAGUCAAAAUGGAAUGAGCAGCCUGAGCAGCCUAUGCAGCCAAUUAGAUGCUGGCAGUAGAGAUGGAAGAUCAAGCGGUGACACAAGCAGCGAAGUAAGCACAGUCGGGCUGCUGCAUCUCCAACAACAGCAGGCCCUACAAGCAGCGAGACAAUUACUCUUACAACAGCCAGGCAGUGGCCUGAAAUCUCCAAAGAACAACGACAAACAGCGUCCACUGCAGGUGCCAGUGUCGGUGGCCAUGAUGAGUCCCCAGGUGAUCACCCCCCAGCAGAUGCAGCAGAUCCUCCAGCAACAGGUCCUAUCCCCUCAGCAGCUCCAGGCCCUGCUCCAACAGCAGCAGGCUGUGAUGCUGCAGCAGUACUGUGCGAGGCCAUUUAAAGUCCAUAUGGAGAAGACAUGGCGGGAGAGCGAGACUACACAACAUCUGCAGGAGUUUUAUAAGAAACAACAGGAGCAGCUACACCUACAGCUUUUACAACAGCAGCACCCUGGAAAGCAAGCAAAAGAGCAACAGCAGCAGCAGCAGCAGCAUCAGCAGCAGCUCGCCACCCAGCAGCUCGUCUUCCGGCAGCAACUCCUCCAGAUGCAACAGCUCCAGCAGCAGCAGCACCUGCUCAACAUGCAGCGCCAGGGCCUGCUCUCCCUGCCCCCAGCCCCAGGACAGGCAGCCCUCCCCGGGCAGACCAUGCCACCAGCUGGACUGAGCCCAGCGGAUCUCCAACAGUUGUGGAAGGACGUAACCGGCGGCCACAACAUGGAGGACAACGACAUCAAACACAGCGUCGGCGUCGGCGGCCUGGACCUGACCACUACCAACUCUUCCUCGACUACCUCCUCUACCCCUUCCAAAGCGUCACCUCCCAUCUCCCACCACUCCAUCGCCAACGGCCAGUCUCCCGCACUCAAUUCCAGAAGGGAGAGGGAGCGAGAGAGGGAACGGGAACGGGAGAGGUACGGAAACUCAUUACACGAGGAAAGCGGAGCCUCCCACUCCCUCUAUGGUCACGGGGUGUGCAAGUGGCCCGGCUGCGAGAGCGUCUGUGAGGACUUCGGACAGUUUUUGAAGCACCUUAACACUGAGCACGCUCUAGACGACAGGAGCACGGCCCAGUGUCGAGUCCAGAUGCAGGUGGUACAGCAGCUAGAGAUACAGCUUUCUAAAGAACGUGAACAUCUUCAGGCGAUGAUGGCCCACUUGCACAUGCGGCCCUCGGAGCCCAAGCCAUCUCCAAAACCUCUGAACUUGGUAUCGAGCGUCACCAUGUCGAAGAACCUGCCGUCGGUUUCCCCUCCGAACGUACCUCAGACCCCCACCACGCCCAGCGCCCCCGUGACGCCCAUGUCCCAGGUGCCCCAGGUGCCCUCCCUGCUCAGCGCCGCCAACGUCCCCAGCAUGGGCGCCAUGCGCAGACGUCACUCCGACAAGUACUCCAUGCAACUGUCUUCAGGUGGUGACACAGUAUUUAUUUUUCCAGAGAUCGCCCCAAACUAUGAGUUUUAUAAGAAUGCCGAUGUCAGACCGCCAUUUACUUAUGCAACCCUCAUAAGGCAGGGUAUCAUGGAGUCGGGCGACAUGCAGUUAACUCUUAAUGAAAUCUACAGCUGGUUCACGCGCACGUUCGCUUACUUCAGACGCAACGCAGCUACUUGGAAGAACGCCGUUCGCCACAACCUCAGUCUGCACAAGUGCUUUGUGCGCGUGGAGAACGUGAAGGGGGCCGUGUGGACGGUGGAUGAGAUGGAGUACCAGAAACGCAGGUCUCAGAAGAUAACAGGGUGUAGAAGCCCGACGCUUGUGAAGAACCUUCCCUCCAGCCUGGGCUAUGGAGCUGCUUUAAACGCCAGCUUACAGGCGGCGCUGGCUGAGACCUCCCUGCCUCUGCUGGGGAACCCUGGUCUGAUGAACAGCAGUUCGUCUGGUUUAAUGGGAGGCAGUCCUCAUGGUCUAAUGGGCGGGAGCCCCCCUGGUAUGCUGGGCGGUAGCCCCCAUGGAUUGAUGGGUGGUAGCCCACAUGGAUUCAUGGGCGGGAGCCCCCAUGGGUUGAUGGGCGGCAGCCCCCCAGGAAUGAUGGGUAGCAGCCCCCCCAGCCUGCUCCAGUCCAGUCACGACGACUUGAACGGAUCACUGGAUCACCUGGACACCAACGGCCACAGCAGCCCUGGAGGAUACUCCCCACAGGCACACAUGUCAGCGAUCCACGUCAAGGAGGAGCCGUUGAACAUGGACGACAAUGACUGUCCGAUGUCGCUGGUGACGACAGCCAACCACAGCCCAGAGCUGGACGACGACCGGGAGCUGGAGGAGGGCAACCUAUCAGAUGACCUGGAGUGACUACUGGAGUCCCUCCCACUACUACAGGCCCCUCCCUCCACCUCCGUCACACUGUCCUCCUACCUGUUUCCUCACAGGCUGCCCUCCUAGAACCUGCUAGAACCAGAACCACUCCUCACCCAGAACCAAACAGAUGAGACCACAGCUGACUCUCCUCCUUCCCGACCCGCGGACUGGAGUAUUUAUUGAGCAUGCAUCCGGAAGACGAGGCCCGAAGGAACUCUUUGUUGCAGCCCUUUGGGAUCCCUGACUGAACAUGACAGGCAUGAGAUGUCUGGUUUUUAAAACGACUUUCAGACCUGUUAAAUUAAGAUGGCUUGGCCACUACAUACACACCGACAAACACAGAGGCUCAUGGACGGAAAACGACAAAAACACGAGUCGAGAAACCCGUUCUGUAGAAAGCUAACGGCCUCUUAUAUACUGCCAAAAAAAUAUGUUGAAUUUUGUGAAUAUCAAAAGCCCUCACAGUAGUUGUUGAUGUUAAAAACAAUUGCUGGUUCAAUUCAAACGUUGUUGCUCUGUCCAUCAUUUGCACAGGAGUAGUAUCAGAAAUUAGUGUCACUGCCUGUAUGUUGCUAAAAAAAAAAAAAAAAAAAAAAAAAAAAAAAAAAUAUUUUCUUUUCUUUUAGCGUUCUACUUUUUGUAUUUUGAUUUCUGGCACCACCAACUGUAAAUGCCAUUUCCUGUUUCCCAACAGUAACAGAAGCACGGUAUCAAGACUGUUGCAGCUGUCAAAAAAGUAGGCUUCCAGUCUGUAUCUGUUUGUGAUGAAAAGUAAUUAACGUGACAUUAAGUUUGAAUAACUUAACUGUUUGUGUAAGCACCAACCAAUACGGGGGAAAAAAUGCAUUUCUGCAUAUUCUUCUGCUGUUCUCUUUUACCUCCUUGUUCUAAAGCUUUGUCUACCUGCAAACAGUCACAGGCAACAGCUAGAAACCAAAGCCAACACUAUCAAUGGCCAAUAGCUUAGACAGAAGCCACCAGACUCUUUGGUCAGCCUUCUGUGACUUUAACUAGUACAAAGAGACGCUUUCCACAAACUACCUUCGAAGUAACCUCUGGGAUCGUUUCAUUUAGCCCUGUACAAAGAUGAUUCAAGAACAAAAAAUAAAAGAUUUUGAUGUGUAAUUUGAUAACUCGUAGUGUCCACUUGGGUUUUAGGGCGAGAGAGCAGUAUCUCCCGGGACCAGAGAGAGGAGAGGAGAUGUGAUAUGUAACUACAAGCUAUGUGAUAGGGACUGGUAGAUAAGCAGCUGUACUGCAAACGUGGAUCAUGACCAAAACAAACAUUUGUGUGUUCAAUGGAAGUGCAGAAAAUUGUGUUGUUGUGAAGAUUGUUUUUGGGGGAUUUUCCGUCAACCAUCAGGUCAUAGUUUUUUCGAAUCGAGUGAAUAUGUCAUGUUCAGUGGGACUGUCAACUAUGUCAUGUCUUAUUUCCGCGCGGUUUGUUUUGAGCCGCGUUUAAAACCGAAACUGGAAACAUAGAAACCAAACAUUUAAAAUAUCUAGUAAAGCCAAAUAAGUCAUAGUUUCAAGUUGAUAUGAAAUGGUGUGGCUUGGUUAUCACAUAAAAGCAAAUAAUACAGCCAUUGUCGAAGAGGGAUAUCAAAGGUGAAAAGAAACAUUUUCUAGGUGAUAUUUGCUUUAUUCUAUGGUUUAAAUACUUCAUUACUUAGCUUCUUAACUACAUAGAUACAGUCAGUGGUAGCGUAGGAGAAGCUAUCUUUAACUGCACUGAAUUCUGUAUAGGGUAGGCAACUUGUAUAUCACAUUUGAGAUUCUAGUGGCAGGAACAGAACUUAGUGAUUGCCUAAAAAUAAUAUAUUUCAUUUCUCUCAGCUAAAUGACAUCUAGAAAAGUGGAUGCUGUUGCUUUAAUGGCCAUUUCUGUUUUCAGUCAAACCAAAGUUACACAAAAUUCUGCCUCUGGUUAUGGGAUACUUAUGUUAUACUCUAGAAAUGACACACACAAACGCUUUCAAAGGCUCACACGCACACACAGUCCUGUGUUUUCGGUCUGCCAGUUUUCCCGGUCCUUGUCUUGGUAGCUUUCAGAUGCAGAAAAACAGAUACUGUCAAAUAACUGACUGAGUCGUGUUGUAUUUUAACUGUCAGUGUGUGUGUCUGGAAACAUACUCUGCAUAUGUUGUUUUCAAGUGUUGUGCCAAGCCCAAAAAAAGUUGGCUGCUAGAGCUUAGCGCACUACUACAUAGAUAACCAAACACACGUUACACACACACACACACACUCAUGCCAGUUCCACUUCAAGAGGGUGCUGGGCCCAGGAACAAAGCUUCUCCCAUAUGUACUUUGACGGAGUCAGCAAGAAAAUGACUUGAAGACCACGUUCAUAAUAAUCUUAUCACACCAAAUAUAAAGGAA
Oncorhynchus mykiss (rainbow trout) is the source of this 5333-nucleotide messenger RNA. The record is from RefSeq and is a predicted model, not a curated record. NCBI's taxonomy places the organism in Eukaryota, Metazoa, Chordata, Actinopteri, Salmoniformes, Salmonidae.